AUGGCGGCGCAAACCAGCAGCACCGCCAUGGCGCUGCAUCCGCCUCCGGACAUCACCUCGGACGACGAAGCCAAGACGGCCGCCGAGCGCUCCACGUACACGGACCCGGAUGACGUCCAGGCGGUGCUGCAGCCGGCCAUGAGCCGUGCCGCCAGCCACCUCACCUCGGUGCACACGCCUGCCGUCGAAAAGGCCGCCGCCAUGGAGCGCAUGGCGGGCUUCUUUGACGGCGGCUCCGGCGUCGCCAACAUUGCUGAAGACUCGCAUGACGAUGACGAUGUCGCGAUGCCAACGAGGCCAUCCACGCGGAAAGCGACGGACCACACGAUGCAGCCCUCGCUACCCAUACCGAAGCCCUUCAACUCACAGGACGUGUAUAAGGCGACGCGGACGCAACAGACCAAAGGCGUCUUAGGUGCGGCGCUCGGGCCGACACGCCACCAACGAUCCGGGUCCGCCGGCCAGGAGGCGCUCAAGCGCUUCCGGGGGGCCCUGCCUUCCUUUGGCUCUCCCUCCAGCUUCUUGCCGUCUCUACCGACCAAGUACUUUAACAACCUCGCCGACUCCAUCCCCAGCAUCAGCGGACACACAAAAAAUGCCAAAUCCGAAACGGCAGCUCCGAACGCUAAACCACCCGCUGUGAAGCGGCUGCACGCGCAGGCUACCAUGCCCAUCAUGCCGGCACGCGAUAGCUCCAACUCGCCGCGCCUGGGAUCGUCGGGCUCGCUCCGGCGCACCACGUCCGACGAGAGCAUCCUUUACCACACUCUCUCGCGGCAGUCGUCGCUUGGUGACGACGACCGCUUCCAGGACGUCCGUGAAAUGGUCAACAUGCGGCUGCUCGCCCUGAAAGACAGCUUUCCCGAUGUGCCCAACUUCAAAAUGCCCGACGUGCCCAACUUUAAGAUGCCGUCGCUGGCCCGGCUGCAGGCCACCGCGCGCCGCUCGCAAAUCUCCCUCAACGGCAUCUUCUCCUCCAGCGACGCUGCCGCCGACACGCCGCAGCAGCCGCGCGACGUCGUCGCCCCAGAGUCGAGCCCCGAGCGGGAGACCAAGCUGCAGCAUCCCAAGGACGACUUUGACGACAUGCUCAAGGACCUGACCGGCGACGUCGUUAUCCUGGGCGGGUACCGCGGCUCCGUGCUGCGCUCCGCCGAGCCGCCGCACCACCAGCUCUGGGCACCCGUCAAGCUCGGCCUCAACCUGCGCAAGGCCGACCUCGAAGUCGGCCUGACCGACGCUGACGAAGAGUCUAUGCCCGAGCGCAUCAUCCCCUCGGGCAUGCUCAAAAACAUUGGUCCCAUUGACAUCUCCCGGAAACUGUUUCGCAAACUCCAAUCCUCGGCCAAUGCACAGUCCGGCCGUCUCCGGGUCUGGGACUUUGGUUACGAUUGGCGCCUCAGCCCGCGACGCCUUUCCCGGCACCUACAAGAUUUUCUCGCCACGCUGCCGUCCAACCAGCCCACCGGCGGGAACACCUCGGCGUCGUCCCGAGGCGCCAUUGUCAUUGCCCAUAGCCUUGGGGGGCUAAUCACGCGGCACGCCGUCAACCAACGGCCAGAGCUGUUUGCGGGCGUGCUGUACGCUGGCGUCCCGCAUCAGUGCAUGAACAUUCUCGGCCCGCUGCGCAACGGGGAUGCCGUGCUCUUCAACGAGAAGCUGCUGACGGCGCGCGUCAACUUUUCCAUCCGCACCAGCUUUACGCUCCUCCCCGAGGACUCGUUUUGCUUCGUUGAUAAGCAUACGGGCGAGGCUUACCCUGUCGAUUUCUUGGAUCCCAUGAGCUGGGUGCGCCAUCGGUUGAGUCCGUGCCUCGAGGCGCCGCUGCCCGCAGCAGCGGCGGCGGUCGCCAAAUCGUCGUCGCCGGCCACUGGCUCCCUAGCCUCGUUCCUGCCGCACUCCUUCCUCCGUCCCCGCAGCGACAGCAAAGAAAACGAGCCGGACCCCGUUGUGCCGUCCAUGACGACGGGCGCAUCCCCACCCGUGGUUGCCGCGGCGUCCGACUCUGGUGGUCCGUCCUCGGACAUGACGGAAGAGGCCUGGCUGGCGUCGGUCGACGAUGAGCGCCGCCACCUUUACGCGUACCUGAAGCGGACACUUGCCGACACGCGGACGUUCCGCGCCGAGCUGAGGCACUCGGCGCGGCACCAGGCGGCCAAUGCGUACCCGCCGCUGGCCGUGUUGUACGGCAAGGCGAUCCCGACGGUUUGCGCGGCCGGCGUCGACGGCCGCGCGGGCAUCUCCCGCGUCGACGCCUACGACGACCUGGCCUUUGGCUCUGGCGACGGUGUCACGCUCGCGCGUGAGGCCAUGCUACCCGAGGGCUACGCGCUCGUCCGCGGUGGCCGCGUCAGUACCGAGCGCGGGCACAUUACGCUGCUCGGCGACAUGCCGGCGCUGGGGAGGGCGCUGAAGGCGCUGAUACGCGGGCGUGCCAAGGGCAUAGGCCUUGGUGCGCCAGACGGGCCUUGA
Molecule: messenger RNA, 2472 nt
Organism: Cordyceps militaris CM01
Lineage: Eukaryota; Fungi; Ascomycota; Sordariomycetes; Hypocreales; Cordycipitaceae
Exons: 1
Coding region: 1-2472 (823 amino acids)
Molecular function (GO): triacylglycerol lipase activity
Source: RefSeq, a predicted model, not a curated record